AAAUGGAAGCCCGGGUUUCCGAUUUUGGUAUGGCAAGGCUUAUCAGUGCCCUUGACACACACCUAAGUGUGAGUACAAUAGCCGGUACACCUGGCUAUGUCCCACCCGAAUACUACCAAAGCUUCCGAUGCACUUCAAGGGGUGACGUUUAUUCAUUUGGGGUCAUCCUUUUAGAACUGCUCGCCGGGAAAAGGCCAACAGAUAAGGAAGAAUUUGGCGACUCCAAUUUAGUUGGAUGGGUGAAAAUGAAGGUAAGAGAAGGAAAAGGAAUGGAAGUAAUAGAUCAAGAGUUACUUUCAGUGACUAAAAGUACCGAUGAAGCAGAAGCAGAACAAAUCAAAGAGAUGGUAAGGUACUUAGAGAUAACACUGCAGUGUGUUGAUGAUUUCCCAUCCAAAAGGGCUACUAUGUUGCAGGUGGUAGCCAUGCUGAGAGAACUCAUACCAGCGAAUUCAACCGGGAGCAACAGUGCUUGAAAAUGCUGUUAAUUAGUACAUUUCUCCAUUAUCAAUAGUGAUAAGGUGUAAAAUUUGAUAUGAUUUCUUUCGAAAACUUUGUCCCUUUGUUUUUUGCUGCAUCUCUGAUCACUGUCUUAUACUGCUGCACGAGUGAAGAAACUCGAAAUAUUGAUGAA
This is a messenger RNA of Olea europaea var. sylvestris, 634 nucleotides long. RefSeq names its product serine/threonine-protein kinase BRI1-like 2. The transcript has a single exon. Gene Ontology annotation, molecular function: ATP binding; protein kinase activity. Bases 3 to 476 code for a protein of 157 amino acids. Gene Ontology annotation, biological process: protein phosphorylation. Lineage: Eukaryota; Viridiplantae; Streptophyta; Magnoliopsida; Lamiales; Oleaceae. The record is from RefSeq and is a predicted model, not a curated record.